Messenger RNA from Varanus komodoensis (Komodo dragon), 570 nucleotides. RefSeq names its product collagen alpha-1(X) chain-like. Bases 67 to 570 code for a protein of 167 amino acids. The record is from RefSeq and is a predicted model, not a curated record. The transcript is spliced from 4 exons. Gene Ontology annotation, molecular function: protein binding. NCBI's taxonomy places the organism in Eukaryota, Metazoa, Chordata, Lepidosauria, Squamata, Varanidae.
ACUCAAUCGUACUACAAUUUGACUGCACACUUUAUACUUGCAAGAACAGAGAUUCAAGAGUUCAAGAUGAUGGUUGGAAAGCUCCAGUCUUGUGGCUUCUUUUGGCCAGCUCUUUGGAUCAUGGCCCUCUCUUUAUCUGGAACAGCUGGGGACAGUGAGGCAUAUGGACUCCCUGGGCCCCCUGGGCCCCCUGGACCACCUGGUCCACCUGGACUGCCUGGCCUCCCUGGCCCCGCUGGCCCCCCUGGCCCCGCUGGCCCACCUGGCCCAUCAGGUUUUCCUGGUGUGGCAGGAGCCAGAGGAAUCCCAGGACUCCCAGGUUCCCCUGGAGUACGUGCCCCCCAAAACACAUCAGUGUUUGCUGCAGAACUGGGCAAAAAUCAUCCAGAACCCAACCAGCCCAUCGUGUUCCACAAGAUCCUGCACAAUGAUCAGCAACACUUUGACGAGGUUUCAGGAACCUUCACCUGCCAAAUCCCAGGAGUCUAUUACUUUUCCUACAACCUGACAUCAGAAAUAGAAUCUGAGACAAUGUACAUGCGAAGCGGCUGCUCUGUCAUUGAGCAAUAG